Fusarium sp. VM40 is the source of this 1044-nucleotide messenger RNA. The record is from the annotation of a GenBank genome assembly. NCBI's taxonomy places the organism in Eukaryota, Fungi, Ascomycota, Sordariomycetes, Hypocreales, Nectriaceae.
AUGUCAGACAACAUCGAUAAGGAGACCACUCCUCAGGUCGACUCGCCUGUCACAAAAGUCGAGAUCACGCCUACCAAGAUUGAGAUCAACAAGGCGCCUGAAACUCCUGCUCUUCCCCAGAACGACAAUGUCGCUCACGCGCUUGCUGGCGCUGGAGGUGGUCUCUUGUCCAUGAUCUUGACUUACCCUCUCAUCACCCUCUCUACACGCGCCCAGGUCGAGUCCAAGAAGGCCGAGAGCAAGUUCAGCGAGGCCGUUGGCAACAUCAUCGCCCGUGAAGGUAUCUCGGGCCUCUACUCCGGCAUUAACUCGGCCCUCUUCGGCAUCAGCAUCACCAACUUUGUUUACUACUACUGGUACGAAUGGACCCGCGCCUUCUUUGAGAAGGCCGCUGCCAAGGCUGGUCGCGCUGGCUCGAAGCUCACCACCGUCGAGUCCAUGAUCGCCGGUGCUAUUGCUGGCUCAGCUACCGUCAUCAUCACCAACCCCAUCUGGGUUGUCAACACCCGCGUUACCACUCGCCAGCAGGAGAAGACGAAGGAUGUCGAGGCCGGCGAGUCUUCUCAGCCUGCCAAGGCUCCCAGCACCAUCGGCACUCUGCUUCUUCUCCUGAAGAACGAGGGUCCUCAGGCUCUUUUCGCUGGUGUCAUCCCAGCUCUUGUUCUCGUCAUCAACCCCAUUCUUCAGUACACUCUGUUUGAGCAGCUCAAGAAUACGGUCGAGAAGCGACGCAAGGUGACUCCCGUUGUCGCCUUCCUCCUCGGCGCCCUGGGCAAGUUGUUUGCUACCGCCAUCACUUACCCUUAUAUCACCGUCAAGUCUCAGAUGCAUGUUCAGAAUGAGGGUAACAAGGAGGGCUCUUUGGCCGCCCUCGCUCGCAUUGUGCGCGAGCGUGGUUACGCUGGUCUCUACCGAGGGAUCGGUCCCAAGAUCACCCAAAGCGUGCUCACUGCAGCUCUUCUCUUCGCCUUCAAGGACGCGCUUUAUGAGCAGACCGUUCGUCUUCGCAUGGCCCAAGCCGCUCGACGACGCGUCGCCGCUUAA